AACUGUAAUCAGCUGCAUUACGUGUGCUAUGCAUCUUUCAUUUAAUUUAAUUCGAUAUUCGAGUCGAUAAUCGAUUAUAAACAUCUCCCCGCAAAAUUUCUAAUUCGUGACAGACUUACGUAAAAUUUUUAUUCGCUUAUAAAAAAAAGUCCAUUGGACGCAAAAUAUAAAUAAAAAAUUAAUAUUUAUGAUUUAUCAUGUCAAUCCCAAAGGAAAAUGACGAAAGGACAUGGAAAAACGAUAAGAAGUUACAAGAGGAUGAACUGUAAAGGCUGACAGUCGAGAUUUGAUUUCCACGAGGUAGAUUAGAUAACACUAUUAGAAAGUACUCCGAGAAGGCUUUCUAGCGAUAAGAACACUACGUAUAUCUCGAUAAGGUUAUUUUCAUGAAACGAUAUUCGAGUAGGUAUCGCCAAAGAGAAAACGAAGGACCCCUGCUAAAUUCGAUUUGUCAAUCGGGAUCAGAUCAUUUAAAAAUCGCAUCCGAGAGGUAUGACUUCUUUGACACGGUUAGUCCGAAAGAACAAGAAUCAGGGACAGAAUACCACGGCAAUGCAAUGGCUCAACCCUUGUCUUGUGUACAGAUGGAAAAUUCAGCCAAGGAUCAGAUUAAGGAUGCGGACGAUAAAAGGUUGCAGGAUAUCACGGAGAGAAGAGAAAUGAAGAAUUACGAUGCAAAAACCGAAAGGAAAAUGUGUUAUAUGCUUAACUGUCCUGUGAAUAAGAAAUUGAAGCAUGAGAAGUUGUGCAACACUGACGAGUGUCCUGCGGUGAUAAGGAAAAAGAUAAUCAAGGAGACGAAAAAGUCAGAAAAGUGCAAUAAAAAAAAUCCUUUAAUGAUUUUAGGGGAAGCCGUAAUAAACACAUUCAUGGACAAGGAAUCCAGCAAGCUAUCAAAGAAUGAAAAAAAAUGGAAGAAAAAGUACAAUUUAGAAACACCAAAUGAACAAUUGCAGGAUUUCAAUAACAGCUGUUGUCAAACCAAGGACAAACUGAGCUAUGAACAUCGAUAUAAAUAUUUAUCGCAGCAAGAAGAUUCGAACUCUUUGCUCGAAUUUUCAAAACCAGUAACCACCUCUUGUACCACACUGAAAUAUCCUAUUUCGAAAAACCAUGAAGUAACUAAAGAAUUAAUAGAGAAAUCUAAUUAUAACGACGAACAGAGUCAAUUAAAUUACGCUAUGCAGUCCAGACUGAACAGCUUGAGAGGAUGUCCAAAUACACCGUGUAAACUAAAGGAGAAGGAUGAGAUAUAUUUUGCGAAGCACGUACCUAAGGAAAUCAAAGAAAGAAGCCCGCAGCUUCUUUUGAGCUGUUAUGAAAAUUAUAGUGCGUCCGAGAGAGAUGGAAAUCCCAGGUACGUGGGAGCGGAUAUAAUCGAAAUGAAAGAAAUUAGUGGAGAAGGAGUGCCAAGGAGAAAUGAAAUGAAAGGAGAACGGACGGCGUUGGAUGCCGGAAAGGGAUCGGAAAUUAAGGGACAAGAAAAACUGAGUGUAAUUGCUCCUCGCGUACGAGGGUCAUUUAAUGAGGAGAGAACGUUCUGUUCUUCAGGAAAUAUUAAUUAUCUUGAGGAGAAACUCACGGAAAGGACAAGAUCAAAACAAUGUAAGGGAUGUUCCAAUUCGUUAUCCGAAACAGCAAAUAACUUUAGUGAAAGCUACAAUGAUAAAAUGGACAGGUCGUACUUGGUUAAUGACGUUGCAGUUAAAAGUGACCUAAUACCAAAUUCCCACGCAUUUCCCGUAUUGUUAAAAGAUAAAGAAUGUUUGGAAUCUACAGGAUUUCGAAAACGAAUAAGAUCGGAUAAGUCUGACAUAGACAUAGGUACUAUAUCACCAUUGAAAGCUGUCGCGGAUGUGGAUGUGAGGGAAAAUAAAAUUUCAAAAAAUAACGACAACUCCCCGUCGGGACAGUCCUUUCGUCCAGUGAUAAAUUGGAAUAUGGACCAGGCGCCAGUUCCAAAGGAAAUCGAUGCACGUGCCUCCAAUAAAUUCGAUGCUACGAAAUUGUCCAAUAGAAACAAUGGCAUUGACCAUUUUGAGAAUAUACCAUUUUACGAGAAGAACGGGACUGCUGUGUACGCUCUGAGUAAUUCUCGAUCUGAAGAAAAUAAUAAGAAUCCUCCAGACCCAACAGAAGGUUUAGAAUAUUCCUCAAAGAGAGAUGAGAAACCAUUCCGAAAUUCUUUGAAGAAUCUGAGACAAACGAGCGCAGAUAACCUAAUUAAGAAAGCAUCUUCGAAGAAGGUAACGAUAUCAGAGGAAGACGCGGAUUCGGAUUGUUAUACAAAUUCGUCUGACAUUCCACCUGCAAAUAAAGUAUCAGUCCAUUUGUUGGACGGAACGAAAAGAAACUAUCGGAAUUUUUCUGAGGACCCUAAUAUUAUUGAACAUAAUGAAGUUCCACGCAAUAAGGUUACCUUCGUGGGAGCAAAUAGUAUCUCGUCUGCCUGUGCAAUGAGUCUCAUAUUAAAGGAUAUUACGAGAGAAAUAAUGUUUUACGAUGAUCAGUCUGUCUCCAGAUUAUUAGACGACACGAUAGACAUUCGACGUGCCUCUUCAUACACGGAACAAUCAAAUAUCCUUUGUAGCAAUGAUCCAACGGACACGGCUACUUCGCAGCUUGUAAUAAUAAUCGGUGAAAAUGCCAGUAAGAAUCAAAAUAAAAUGAACGUGGUAAGAAAGAAUAUUCAGAGGUUAAAUAACUACGUAAGGAAUUUAGCAGAACAUAGUCCAGAAGCAGUGUUCCUGGUAGCCGUAGAACCAGUUGAUCUAAUGAGCUGGGUUGUAUGGAGAAUGACACAGUUACCUUCGAAUCAAGUAAUAGGAACCGGUACGAAUCUUGACACUGUUAAUUUGCGUAAUCUUCUUGCAAAAAAAGUCAAUUUGCCAAUCAACAUCAUUGACGCUUGGAUUAUCGGUGAACGAGGAGAAAAUUGUCUUCCUGUAUGGUCGAGUGUUAACAUGGUUGAUUCCAAAUUGAGUCACUUGAGUGGAAGUCAGAUAGCCGAGGAAUGGUCAGACAUACUCGAAGCCUUCGUGCGUGGAAAUGCUGAUACAAAUUCUGCGAGAGGCCAUCUGGAGUGGACUGUUAUCAUGAGUAUAGUUGAUCUUUGUCAGACUAUAUUGCAAAACAGAAAAAAUGUGCAUUCAGUAUCCACACUUGUUGGGGGACACUAUGAUGUGGAUUUAGAAGUAUUUCUUUCCGUACCUUGUAAAAUAUCUGCAAGGGGAGUCCAGAAUAUAAUUAAGCUUCGUUUAACUAAACGAGAGAAGGAAUUGUUUAAACAUUCGGCAACAGUCUGCAAAAAAGUGUUGAAUGACUGCCAGCUUAAUUUACCGGCAGGUGAUGUAAUUGAAGUGCCGGAAGAAGACGAAGAGGUCUUUUCAUCGUUUCCUGUCAGAAGAUAAAUUUUUUGAUAAUCAGUACUGAUCGAUAAAAAUAUACUAAUAAAUUAACGUUCGAA
Messenger RNA from Cephus cinctus (wheat stem sawfly), 3466 nucleotides. RefSeq lists its product as uncharacterized. Gene Ontology annotation, molecular function: oxidoreductase activity, acting on the CH-OH group of donors, NAD or NADP as acceptor. NCBI's taxonomy places the organism in Eukaryota, Metazoa, Arthropoda, Insecta, Hymenoptera, Cephidae. The record is from RefSeq and is a predicted model, not a curated record. Gene Ontology annotation, biological process: carboxylic acid metabolic process. The transcript is spliced from 15 exons. The coding region runs from base 387 to 3410 and encodes 1007 amino acids.